Procambarus clarkii (red swamp crayfish) is the source of this 1145-nucleotide messenger RNA. RefSeq lists its product as uncharacterized. The record is from RefSeq and is a predicted model, not a curated record. Lineage: Eukaryota; Metazoa; Arthropoda; Malacostraca; Decapoda; Cambaridae.
CCACGCGCCAGAUUGAGCGUUGCAACAACACAGCCACGCGCCAGAUUGAGCGUUGCAACAACACAGUCACGCGCCAGAUUGAGCGUUGCAACAACACAGUCACGCGCCAGAUUGAGCGUUGCAACAACACAGUCACGCGCCAGAUUGAGCGUUGCAACAACACAGUCACGCGCCAGAUUGAGCGUUGCAACAACACAGUCACGCGCCAGAUUGAGCGUUGCAACAACACAGUCACGCGCCAGAUUGAGCGUUGCAACAACACAGCCACGCGCCAGAUUGAGCGUUGCAACAACACAGUCACGCGCCAGAUUGAGCGUUGCAACAACACAGCCACGCGCCAGAUUGAGCGUUGCAACAGCACAGUCACGCGCCAGACUGCUCGUUGCAACAACACAGUCACGCGCCAGACUGCUCGUUGCAACAGCACAGUCACGCGCCAGAUUGAGCGUUGCAACAACACAGUCACGCGCCAGAUUGAGCGUUGCAACAACACAGCCACGCGCCAGAUUGAGCGUUGCAACAACACAGUCACGCGCCAGAUUGAGCGUUGCAACAACACAGUCACGCGCCAGACUGCUCGUUGCAACAACACAGCCACGCGCCAGAUUGGGCGUUGCAACAACACAGCCAUGCGCCAGAUUGAGCGUUGCAACAACACAGCCAUGCGCCAGAUUGAGCGUUGCAACAACACAGUCACGUGCCAGAUUGAGCGUUGCAACAGCACAGUCACGCGCCAGACUGCUCGUUGCAACAACACAGUCACGUGCCAGAUUGAGCGUUGCAACAGCACAGUCACGCGCCAGACUGCUCGUUGCAACAACACAGUCACGCGCCAGACUGCUCGUUGCAACAACACAGCCACGUGCCAGAUUGAGCGUUGCAACAACACAGUCACGCGCCAGACUGCUCGUUGCAACAACACAGCCACGCGCCAGAUUGAGCGUUGCAACAACACAGUCACGUGCCAGAUUGAGCGUUGCAACAACACAGUCACGCGCCAGACUGCUCGUUGCAACAACACAGCCACGCGCCAGAUUGAGCGUUGCAACAACACAGCCAUGCGCCAGAUUCAGCUUGCAACAACACAGCCACGCGCCAGAUUGAGCGCAUUAAUUGCAUAUUGCAACAGAUUGUCAGAUGGAUAA